AUGGCAGAGGAACUGGAGGAACUCCUCUUCGCGGACGGUGCGGCGCAGAUCCUACAGGUGGUGUAUCUCACCAUCGUCCUGCUGCUGGCUCUGGUAACCAACAGCCUGGUGAUGUCAGUCGUCUACCGCGAGAGCAACCUCCAGACUCCGGGCAACCUGUUGCUGGUCGCGCUGUCGUUUAUUCACAUCGUCGGCGCUCUGAACAGCAUCCCUAUCACUGUGUUGGUUCUGGGCAUGGGCGGCUACAAGUUCGGCCAGGUCUACUGCACCGUGCAGGGCCUUGUGGGCAACUUCACCAUCAUCUCGUCGCUGUGUCUUCUUGGGGCGGUGUGCGGUUCCCGACUGCUUAUGGUCACCAGGCCGACGGAAUACCUCACGAAGUUUACCGACGACGUGGCGAAGUUGGUCGGGGGCGCGUGCUUCCUCCCCGGCGGCGUAGCGGCGGUGCUGCCCCUGGUGGAAGGAACCGACUUCAAGUUCAACCCGGGGAUGCUGGUCUGCUGGGGCUACUCCAAGAGUGCCAACGUCAUCUUCUUGGCCAGCUUCCUGUGGUGCAUCCUCUCCACCACCGUGUCUCACUACCUGUCCUAUCGCGAAGCCAAGCGGCUGGCGGCGAUCAAGGCAAGCUUCGGGGCGGCCGUGUACGUCUGGGAGACUCUCAAACGCACGGCGUUCAUGGCCGGAGCCUUCUGGAUCACCUGGCUGCCUGGACUCGUCAUCAACAUCAUCAUCGCUGAGAAGGACGCAGCAACAAUGUCGGACUACGCCUUCCAAAGAAUAUUCAUCCUUCUGAAUCUGCUGACGACCUUCAUGAACCCGCUGAUGUACGCCUUCACCCACCAGUUCAUCAGGAACGCGGUGAGGAGACAGUUCUACCGGAUGCACUUGACCAUGAACGAAGUAAUGGACGAUUUGAAGAAGUGGAGGUACCGAAAGAGGCGUUCUCUACCGGUAGGAGAACGAAGCAAUAGACGAUUUGAAGAAGUGGGGGUAAGAGGCGUUCUCUACCGUUUCAAGAACGAAGCAAUAGACUAUUUGAAGAAGUGGAGGUAA
Molecule: messenger RNA, 1053 nt
Organism: Branchiostoma floridae (Florida lancelet)
Lineage: Eukaryota; Metazoa; Chordata; Leptocardii; Amphioxiformes; Branchiostomatidae
Product: trace amine-associated receptor 9-like
Exons: 1
Coding region: 1-1053 (350 amino acids)
Biological process (GO): G protein-coupled receptor signaling pathway
Cellular component (GO): membrane
Molecular function (GO): G protein-coupled receptor activity
Source: RefSeq, a predicted model, not a curated record